Lampris incognitus (smalleye Pacific opah) is the source of this 4088-nucleotide messenger RNA. RefSeq names its product microtubule organization protein AKNA-like. Bases 1 to 4020 code for a protein of 1339 amino acids. NCBI's taxonomy places the organism in Eukaryota, Metazoa, Chordata, Actinopteri, Lampriformes, Lampridae. The record is from RefSeq and is a predicted model, not a curated record. The transcript has 21 exons.
AUGGAGGGAGAUCCAGAGGGCUCAGAAGAUGAUGUAGAGGGACAGGACGGAGCAGACCAAUCUCUUGCCACUGUGCUGUGGGAGCAGUGCAUCCAACAGAGCAUCUUUGUGGAUCUCAGUGAGGAUGAAAGUCUACACCUCAGUGAUCUGGAGAGCUCCUUUGCUGCACAUCUCUCCCAGCAAGAGUCUGCUGUGUCUGAGGCCAGCAUCCAUUUCAGUGGGAGUGCCGAGCUGUCAGCCUUAGAAGACUCCUCUCCCGAGUGCAGUAGUGUGAGCAGUCACAGUGAGAGGGUGGUAGAAGGUAAGGCCAAGAGCAGCACAACAUAUGUAUCUGUCCAGAGACCCAACACCAUGCAAAAUGAGCCACCCUCAAACCAAUGGUGUGUUGACCCUGGACAAAGUACUAGUGAUGAAGAUCAAGAAGACCUACCCUAUGAUGGUAACCUUAGUAGCACCUACUUUAAUCACACAGCUAGCCCUGAGGGAAACCUAAGCUCUGAAGGGAGAGAAACUCUUCAAGGAAGCCCUGGCCUUUCUGGUUUGGCUGAAUUAAGCCCAGUAGAUAGAGAUAAUAUCAUACAAGGUUGUUCCACUGUCCAGAGCAAUGCUAUAGAACCAAACUCAAGAUCUAAGGAGGAGAAUACAAAUCAUGACAGUUUUACUCAUGUCUGUAACCCAACUGAAGAUCAUCCUCAGUACAGUUGUCCUGCUGAGGAGGCCGUACUACCUGACAUGACCCAGCUGUUAUUGCGACACUUCUCUGAGGAAGAGCUGCUGGACUCAUGUAGGCUGAUUGAAGCUGAGACGUUGCCAGAGGUGUCCCUUCUGGAGAGCAGUGAUGAAACUCUACGUAGUAGUGCCCUUACGGACAACAGAACAGAAAGUCAAAGAAAUCUUAAUAGCAACAAAGGCACCUCUGUUGUUGAUUACAAGAUAAAUCAGAGUCUCUUCCAAGGAUACAUAGGCAGGACUGGUGAUAAGAGUAAUAGUGCUUCAGAAAUAUCAGCAAGUCUGGAACAAGAAGGUGAAAACACAUCCAAGAGUAUGACCUCCUCUGAUAGCAACAUAUCAAAUGCUGUGAGUAUAAAUAAACAGGACAGCGUGGACAGCAGUGCCUCAGAUCUAAUUAAGAAGGAGAAACCCAAAGAAGAUGGUCAGGUAGAGAAAGUCUCACUUGUGCGUACCAGGUCCUUCAGUGAGCUGAAAUAUGGCCAAGGCCAAGUCCAUUACCCUCUCCCUGAUUUCUCCAAGGUUGCCCCAAAGGUAAAAAUCCCCAAAACUCCUGGUGGUCCUACCAGGACUAUUGCCCAGCCCUCUAACACCAUGCACAGAGCUCAGUCCUCCCCAGGGAUGCUACAGGUGAUCAGCAAAGUACUUGAGGAUUCAAUCCAGCCGUCAGAUAAGCCUUAUGUCUUCAAAGACCAUGACAAACAGGCUGAUGCCCCAGCCCCAGCACUGGUGCACCACCUACAGGCUGAGUAUGAUAAAUUACUAACCAAAUAUGCCGAGGCAGAGAACCUUAUUGACCAAAUGAGAUUGGGUACCAAAACCCCCUCAGACCUUCCAUUCGAGUUAGACUGUGGUCUGGGCAACCCAGUUGAGGGGAGCCAUUUUGAAUCACUGGCUCCUCCCCUUCCGCCAACAGGAGAGUUUGAUGAGGGUCCAACCCAUCAGAGCAGCACUUUGCAGCUGAACAUGACUCCCCCCAGCAGCCUUAACAUCGAGGGUCCUAGCGAUGGGGAAAGAAUGACCACUGAGCUUACAGACAUCAUCAGCCAGUUCAUGAAGCAGGUGGAAGAAUUCAAAGUGUGUCUCAGCAGUAUGUCAGCUUGCACUACAGAACAGCAAGCUAUGUUGAGGAGUAUGAUGGAGGCGCAGGACCAACUUGAGAGGAAGUACAUUAGCAAGAAAGAGGAGCACAGAGCUCUGGAGAUGCAGAAUUACAUGGGCCUGUCCAGAAACACUGGGACCUUUGAUCCAGACAGGCUGUUGGAGGGGGAUAUUUUCCGGAUAGGGAUGCACCUUGAAGACAUAAAAGACACGAUAGAUAAGAAUUUAUGUGAGCAACUCUCCACUGCCACCUCAUCCUCCACGCCCACACCUAUGUUCCCACCCCCAUCACUGAGUGUCAAGCCCAGUACGCCAGGCCUGCCCACCCCCUCACCUCCACAAUCCCAGUUUAAGGGGCCAAGUGCACGUUUUUCCACUGUGGGUUGUGAGACGGAGAGAAGUAAAGAACUACAGGUGGAGAAGGUGAAAGAGGUCUCUGAGGUCCACCAAGUUCAUGGAAUAAAGCAAAGCAGUGGGCUUAUAACCUCUGACUCGCUGUUGAAUAACAGUGGCCACAGCAGCAGCCACUCACGGAGCUUACAACGGUCUCUGGAGAGACCAGAAAUCGCUACAACUGAAGAUGAGGAGGAAGAGGAGAGGAGCUCUAUCUUGUCGGAGGAAAUAGAUCAUGAUAACGUCUUUGCCUAUUUGACAGAAAGAAGCUCAUCUCCAAGACUCAGACAGCAGGCACCCGGAAGUAUUAGCACCCAGGACAGUGCCCCGAGCCCAGAGAGCGACUAUGAUCUGGGUGCUGGUACAAGUCUGGCUGUGGAGGUGUCCCAUUCCUCAGAUGUCUCAAAAGCCCAAAGUCUGUCAGGCCCAGCUCUGAGCAGUGCAUCUACGCCCGAGAGGAAUGUGAGCCCUGAGACGGACAGUGGUUUCGGGAGCUCUGACUUGGGUCAACCAGCCACAGGAAUAUAUCAGCCAAAACUACUCGCAGAGAGUGCACAACCCCAGAACCAUUGCUCAAGUGGUUCUGAAAGUGAGGGCUCCUGCUCCAACCUGCUGACAGCCGUCCACCCAGCCGUCGUGGCAAGCACACAGAGGGCCAGCCCCCAGUUGCACGUCCAGACCCAGCCCUGUGGUGCAGGCACUGCGGUGGAGCUGUGGGUUGAGAGCACCACUAAAGGACCACCAAUGAGGCCAGAGGAGCCCGUGCUCAGCAGCACCAUGGGUACACCACAGCGAGACAGCAACCUACACACUUGCUCCUGUAAUAGCGACGCCAUCUUUGCUCUACAGUCAGAAGUAUUGAGGUUGAAGAAGGACCUGGAGGAGGGCCUGGUCCAGCUGCCACAUCUGAUGCAGAGGAUGGACUACCUCGCCUCCGAAUACAGACAGGAUCGUCAAGGCCGCAGGGCUAAAAUCAGACCCAGAACUCACCACAAACUAACCUCUCAUCGUUUGCUGAAGAUAGAAGACUGGAUCUCCUCAGACAUGGACCCCAGCAAGAGCAGAGCCACAGACAGCGGUGACACAGACAGCUGUGUGAUCACGCUGCAGGUCCACAGUACGCCUGUAGGGGGCAGGAGAGGCAGCACCAGCCUCCUCUCCGGGGCUGAGAGGGCAGGGAAACCUCAGGACAAACGGAACUCCAGCAAAGGGCUGGAGGUGAACAGCGCUGUGAAAACCUCUGAUCUUGCCAAUUCCAGUUUGAAGAUGUGGCGACGGGGGCUCUUUUACAACAAAUCCACCCACAGAAUACUGUCAGGGGAAACAGAGAGUAUGCAGUCCAAGGGACGACUGUCUCCUUCCUCUUCCUCAUCUCACCAAAAACCCCUCCUUCAGGUCAAUUAUGGCUCCUCCUGCAGCCUGCCUGCUAGCUACAAAGUGAGGGAGCCACCAGCGCAGUCCGCCGCCUGCUACCGGAAGCAUUCCACCCAGUCGGACACAGCACUCCUGCCCAGCAAUGUGUACUUCCAGCGGACGAUGUCUCCAGAUACAGUCCUGUCCAAGACUGGAAGCAGGGCAAGAAGACACAGAGGAAGCAAGGAGCAGGAGAUGAGCAGGACUCUUGACAGGGCCAUUGAGGUUGCCCGCAGCAUGAAGAGGACCACCGACUGCAUGGCCAAAAGCCUGUCCGCCGACCUGGCCAAGACCCAGGUCUACAGGAAGCUGCGCAGCGAACAGCUAGCGGGAGGCAGGACCCAGAGUGGCCUAAAGCACAUCAGUUUACCCUGCCCUCAUUAAACAUCUAGUCCCAGUCAUACUGGAGAGACCGCUUAUGCACUUGAAAUGCUCUGCAAGAUGAUGCAAAA